CAGAAAGAGAGUUUUUUGAGUACCUGCCCCAGUCUCGCAGGCUAAUCGUCGGAUUUCGCUGAAAUGUCAAUAUUGAGGAUGGAAUCUGUGAAAAAGAACCGCCGUGCUUGAGAUUAAAGCGGGUGGGAGAAGGAGAAGUUUGGAAUAGGAUAGGAAAUAGGUAUGGUAUGACUGUCAUGAUUUAUAGCGGGGUAUUGAGGACAAUCAAACACCCCUAAAUGUAAGGAAACACAUUUGAGCACACUUUCAUUCAUAUUUAAACUGCCCGACAUUGUCCAAUUUACAGCUUCUAUCUUCGCACUCAUUGCUAUUCAAGAAGGCCUGUCAAUCGCACCAAUUCACACACUCUACCAAAAAUAUCAAAAUGCCUUUCUCAUAUCAACUCGUUUCCGUCCUCGCCGCUGUUGCCUUCACCUCUUCAGUCGAAGCGGCAAUGGGCCCAGCAUUCAGUACUGGCCCUGUCGCGGCGAACUCCUUCAUCCGCGAAGCAACCUCGACCCUCAUCUUACCUAAAGCCCCAAGCGGUUCCUCGGGCGACACAUCCCUCUGGGUCGGGAUGGGUACUUCCAAUGGCGACUUGAUCCAGUCCAUCGCGGACAACUGGCAGUCUAGCGAGUGGAGUAUCUUUGCGUACACGCUUAUGAAGACUGGGGCGAAUUCGCAGAUGCCUGUCCAAACCGCAGGUACUCCUGCUCAAGCUAGCAAUCAGGUGACGAUGCAUUAUAAAUUUGACGAUGCCAGCGGCAACUACACACAGACAGUGUCCGUCAACGGCAAACAGGUCGCUACACUUUCUACUAGCGACGGACACGCCCAAGGCUGGGGAAGUGCGGUCGAGUGCGCUGCGAAUGACUGUGGUACCGUACCCGCUCACUCGUGGAUCAAUACCACGAUUAUCAUGGACAAGGCGGAUCCAAAUUACAUCAAGACCCUUGGCAAGGGCCAGGGCGUCACAGGCGACAUGACGACUUCUGACGGGGGGAAAACGUGGAAAGUGAGUACUAUUAAGAUUCCCCAGUUCACGUUCGGCGGCUCUUAGAUGCGACGAAGAUUUAUACUGCCGCAACUGGGGGAUUUAGGAAA
Lindgomyces ingoldianus is the source of this 1083-nucleotide messenger RNA. RefSeq lists its product as uncharacterized. The coding region runs from base 365 to 1039 and encodes 224 amino acids. Lineage: Eukaryota; Fungi; Ascomycota; Dothideomycetes; Pleosporales; Lindgomycetaceae. The record is from RefSeq and is a predicted model, not a curated record. The transcript is spliced from 3 exons.